AUGGUCCAACACUCCGACCCCCCAGGGCUUGACCCCGAGCCCUCUGAGCGCUCGCCCCUUCUUAGCAAGCCGGCCAACACCAACGGUCACGAUGUUUCAGUCUCAGCCGUCGAAGUAGCCGCGGCUGGACAUAUUGCUGGGAAUGGCACCAAUGGGUCAGUCCCAAAACCUACAACAACAGGGGGAGAUGAAGAGAGCCAGGAGCCAUCAGCCGAUGAGGCAGACGAAGCAGGUCGAGUGAGACAUGUAGCCAAGAUUAUUUCGGUACUGCUCAUCGGCAUCUUCGUGGCGCAUGCGGAUGGCUCGAUCAUGUUGGCUACCCACCCCAUCAUCGCGUCCGAGUUCAACGACUUGGAGAACUCGAGCUGGCUCAUCACCGGCUUUUCCCUCGCCGCAGCGGCUACGCAGGCCUUGUACGGCAAACUCAGUGACAUCUACGGCCGGAAGCGAUUGGUGCUUAUUGCCUAUGUUAUCUUCGUUAUUGGAUGUGCCAUUGUCGGAGCCGGACAAACCAUGUGGCAGGUCAUUCUCGGCCGUGUUAUUUCGGGGGCUGGAGGCGCAGGAAUGGCUGGGCUCGUCUCUAUCUUGAUAACAGACCUGCUUCCCAUCAGGGAAGUUGCUCAGUGGCGUGCCUAUGUUAACCUCGUUGCCACGUUUGGCCGUAGCAUUGGUGGCCCCUUGGGUGGAUGGCUUGUUGAUGUUGUCGGUUGGCGGUGGUCCUUCUACGGCCAAGUCCCCCCUCUCAUCCUCGCCAUCAUCCUCGUCUCAUUCUCCCUGCCCAACUCGACCGCACCCAAGAACGCCGAGUCUUCUCAGCCCGAGCCCGAGCCCGAGCCCGAGCCCCAAGACAAUGCAGCCAGCAACAAGAGCAAACUCCAGCGCGUAGAUUUCAAAGGCGCCAUCCUCUUCGCCCUCGUGAUUCUAACCCUGCUCUUGCCCAUCGAGCUGGGAGGUGUCAAGUUGCCCUGGUCGCACCCCGCGAUUUAUGCACUGUUUGCGUCGAGUGCUAUACUCUUGGUUCUGUUUAUUGCUGUCGAAAGGCGUCAGGCUGAACCCAUUUUGCCUUUGGAGAUCUUUCAUCGCCGGGACGCCGUGUUUUCUUUUGCCAUCAUCGGGUGUCAGACGGCUGCCCAGUUGGGGCUCAUGUUCUCGGUACCACUCUAUUUCCAAAUCACCGCGCGCGUAUCCAACACCGUCUCCGGCGCACACCUCGUUCCCGCAGUGGUCGGCAAUGCUUUAGGCGGCAUCAUUUCCGGUGUGCUCAUCAAAAGAUCCGGCCGCUACAAACCCCUCAUCCUCCUCGCCACAACCCUCUCCUCCCUCAGCUACCUCCUCCUCAUGCUCCGCUGGCACGGGCACACCAACCUCUUCGAAUCCCUGUACAUCUUCCCGGGCGGGUUCGGCACAGGCGUCGCGCAGUCGGCCGUCUUCGUCUCCCUGCAGGCUGUGAUUGCCCACCCGUCGCAUCUGGCGCCUGCUAUCUCGUUUAUGUAUCUGACUACGACGGUGGCCUUGACCAUUGGGUUGCCGUUGUCGGAUACUGUUAUGCGGGGUGUGUUGAGGAGGGGGUUGAGGGGGAGGUUGGUGGGUUUGGGCUUGGGGGGUGAGGAGGUUGGGAAGAUCAUCGAAAGCACCGUCUCCGACGUCGACUUCAUCGACCGCGUCUCCGGCAGCGUCCGCGAGGCGAUUGUAGCGUCCUAUGUUGACGGGUUGUGGUGGAGUCACGGUGUAUCGUUCAUCUUUUCUGCCACGGGGUUUGUGCUGGCUUUGUUUAUUCGUCAACGGCCGCUUGAUGGCCCGAGGGCGUAG
Dichotomopilus funicola is the source of this 1809-nucleotide messenger RNA. Its product is annotated as major facilitator superfamily domain-containing protein. Gene Ontology annotation, molecular function: basic amino acid transmembrane transporter activity. The record is from RefSeq and is a predicted model, not a curated record. Gene Ontology annotation, cellular component: fungal-type vacuole membrane. Gene Ontology annotation, biological process: basic amino acid transport; transmembrane transport. NCBI's taxonomy places the organism in Eukaryota, Fungi, Ascomycota, Sordariomycetes, Sordariales, Chaetomiaceae. The coding region runs from base 1 to 1809 and encodes 602 amino acids. The transcript has 11 exons.